CUUAAAAUUUUAUGCAUUUUGAACCUUUUUGUUUCUUCCCUAUGAAUCUUAGGAAGCAUUGAUAUUAAUCCAACUAGUAUAGUCCUUCCAAAACCAUCUCCUCUUCCUAACUUUGAUUCACAAAUUAAAAGCCAUGCAAAUACAACUACCCCUGCUGUUAAUCAUUGCAUUAACAGGGUUACUAGAAGUUGCUGCUGCUGCAGCUAAUAUAUCCCUACCCGGUUGCACAGACACAUGUGGAAACGUUUCAGUUCCAUACCCAUUUGGCAUAGGCAAAUCCACUUUAUCAGGCAAGAACUGUUUCUUGGAGGAAAGACUGAGCCUCACAUGCGAAAACAACACUUUAUACAAUGGCAACAUCCAACUCCUCAACAUAACCCUCCAAGGCCAAUUGGACAUGUUGUUCUUCGUCUCGCGCCUAUGCAACGACACCGUAGACGGGGUAGCUAACCAGCCCUUUCUCACCACCCCUUCUUUCACCAUUUCAAGCAAAGAAAACAAGUUUGUAAGCGUUGGAUGCAACACCUACGGCUACCUAAACAGUUAUUACAACGGGGAUGAGUAUUCAACCGGGUGCUUAACCAGGUGUAGCAGGUUACCCGAUGACAUGGUAACCGAUGGAGAGUGUUCGGGGAUCGGGUGUUGCCAAGUGGAUGUUCCUUCCGAAAUGAAGAACAUCACUAUACAAGCGUACAGGUUCGGAUCUAGUUCGAGGUUUAGUGAUUGUGGGUUUUCCUUUGUUUCCAAAAAAGGAUCGUACAAGUUUUCUGUUAGUCAUUUGAAGAACCUGCCUUUCACCAUGCUCCCUAUGGUUGUUGAUUGGAGUGUUGGAAAUGAGUCAUGUGGGGUUUUCGAGAGAGGAGGCAAGAGUGCCUGCAUGAAGAAUAGCUACUGUGAUGAUAGUGAGACUAGUUAUGGAUACAGGUGUAGGUGUGAAACUGGUUAUGAUGGAAACCCGUAUCUUCCGAAUGGUUGCCAAGACAUCGACGAAUGUCAGACAAAAAAUCAUACAUGCCUGAGUGAUCUUCAUUGUCGCAACAAUAAUGGGUCCUAUGAAUGCUUUUGUCCUCGUGGGCAGCUUGGAAAUGGAACUAACAUUGGAGGAUGCCAACCAAUCCAGCAUCAAAGUACUAUAACCAAGUUUGCCAUUAGUGGAUGUGCAGGGUUUUUAACUUUGCUGGGAGCUUCCUGGUUAUACUUAAUAUAUCAAAAAAGGAAACUAGUUAAAGAAAGAGAGAACUUCUUCCGGCAGAAUGGCGGUUUUAUUUUACAACACAGACUCUCAACAAGAAAAGGCUCCCCUCAAACUGCACAUAUUUUCACUGCAGAAGAGCUAAAGGAAGCCACCAACAGCUAUAGUGAGAGCUUAAUCAUUGGCAAGGGAGGCUAUGGUACAGUUUUCAAAGGAUUCCUUCCAAAUAACAGGGUUGUGGCAAUCAAGAAGUCUAAAGUGGUGGGUCAGAGCCAAUCUGAGCAGUUCAUAAACGAGGUGAUUAUUCUGUCCCAAAUCAAUCACAGGAAUGUGGUGAAGCUCUUGGGUUGUUGUUUGGAUACUGAAGUCCCGUUAUUGGUGUAUGAGUUUGUUAACAAUGGUACACUUUUCGAUCAUAUACACAAUGAGAGCAAGGCAUGUAAUUUAUCAUGGGAGAAUCGUGUUAGAAUUGCGGUAGAGGCUGCAGGAGCUCUAUCAUACUUGCACUCAGAUGCCUCCAUAAGCAUUGUCCAUAGAGAUGUCAAGAGUGCUAACAUUCUCUUGGAUGACACUUUCACGGCCAAGGUGUCUGAUUUUGGAGCUUCAAGAUUGGUUUUUCCAGUUGAUCAAGCUGGACUAGCUACAAUGGUGCAAGGGACUUUUGGUUACUUGGACCCGGAGUACAUGCAAACAAGCAGGCUAACUGAGAAGAGUGAUGUCUACAGCUUCGGGGUAGUACUCUUAGAGCUGCUAACAGGGCGGCAAGCGCUUUCGUUUCAGGGGCUGGAAGAAGAAAGAAGUCUUGCCUUGUACUUUCUCUCUUGCUUGGAAGAUGAUCGCUUGUUUGAAAUUCUCGAUUUUGGUCUGCUGAGUGAUGAAAAUAGAGAGGAAAUCAUGGAAGUUGCUAUUCUUGCAAGCAAGUGUUUGAGACUUAAAGGGGAGGAGAGGCCUUGCAUGAAGGAAGUUGAAACGGAGCUGAAGGGGAUAAGGAAAACAGGGAAGCACCCUUGGCCUAAUACAGACCUGAAUUUAGACGAGUCCCAAUACUUGCUUCAUGAGCUAUCUGACAUCUAUAAGGAGAGUAAUAGUAACAGCAGCCAUGGAAAUACUGAGUACGACAGCUUGAGGGGCCAUGUUAUGAUACCCCUUGAUAUUGCACGUUGAUUAUAGCAACACAUGAUAGAAAAUUAACAAACAUAAUGCACAAUAUAGUGUUUUGGUUUAUAAUUUUUAUCUUUGCAUGUUCUUUGCUAAUAGGU
This is a messenger RNA of Lotus japonicus, 2451 nucleotides long. RefSeq names its product wall-associated receptor kinase 2-like. NCBI's taxonomy places the organism in Eukaryota, Viridiplantae, Streptophyta, Magnoliopsida, Fabales, Fabaceae. The transcript has 4 exons. Gene Ontology annotation, biological process: protein phosphorylation; cell surface receptor signaling pathway. Gene Ontology annotation, cellular component: plasma membrane. The record is from RefSeq and is a predicted model, not a curated record. Bases 134 to 2356 code for a protein of 740 amino acids. Gene Ontology annotation, molecular function: ATP binding; polysaccharide binding; protein serine/threonine kinase activity.